Molecule: messenger RNA, 2255 nt
Organism: Moneuplotes crassus
Lineage: Eukaryota; Ciliophora; Spirotrichea; Euplotida; Euplotidae
Source: the annotation of a GenBank genome assembly
UUGAGUGAAAAUGAAGGCCUAUUAGAUUUAAAUUCCAAUGUAUUUCUUUCUUGUGUCAUUUCUUCUCGAACUUUUGUAUCUGUUCUGUUGGUUUACCCUUACUAAGACCCUCAAAAGAGAAAGAAUGCUAAAGAUAACUCCGAUAUAGAUGGUCUUCUAUGCUAGUAAACUCCUGACAAAGUCAUAAAAAGAGAAGGAUAGGCUAGCUACAAACUGAGUACCACAAUUUAUGAGAGUGGGGAAGAUCUUCACCUUGAUACACUCUUUGAUGUAAAGAAAGUACUUUAUCAGAAAUUUAUUUAGAAUUAUUAUCAGUGGAGACAUCCAAGCUGAAGCUGGCUGGUGUAGCUACAUUCUAACAAGUCUCUGAAUAGAUUCAUUGAUGUCCUCAGCCUCAAGCUUUUCACCAGUGUACUUAGUUCUGCGUCUCGUGAAUUCUAACAGCCUCCUCUUUAGCAGCUCUUUGUUGCAUCUGUUGUAAGUAUUCGGCUUCUCUUUGCUUUAAGUAAAGAUAUUGCUGUUGCAUUAGCAACUGUCUCUUGACCAAAGUGAUGUGAAAUGCUCAUUUAACAUGGAUUCACUGAUUGUUCCUCAAAGGAUAUCCAGACAUAGUGGUCAAGUGCCUCUCGUUAGUAACCAUGCUACCUGGGAUCGGGAUAGCUGUCGGAACACCUCCUCCUUCUACGAUCCCAGCAGGAGCUCUUUGUAUCCUCACUUGCUGUGUAGUCUGGAAUCUUGGAUUGAGUGUCGGGUCUUUCAUUUGUUGUGUGAUGUCUGGUCUUGGCCAUGCCUCCUUCUCUUCGGCCAAUUUCUGUACUGCUCCAGCCAUAUCGUUUCUGCUUUCUUCAGGAGUUUCAUCUUCUUUGAUCAGAGAAAUGCAUUUGCCGGUUGGAACACCGUCCUUUUCACCUGGACGCUGUGUCUCCUGGGCCUGUUUCGCUUCGGAACAUUCUUCAAUGGUCGCCUGAGUCAGUCGCGAGUUGUUCAGGUCCAUCACAAGGCUCACAAACUCGUUUAAGUGUUCUUUGGCUUUCUGGAGCGCCUUGACGUUUCGCUUGUUGCUGGGGAGCUCUCCAGACAGCUUCCGUUCGGUCGGGCCGCUUCGAAGAUCCUUGCGGUCUGACGCACUCUUGGGCUUGUUCUUGUCUGAGAGUUUGGUUGUGCGAGCCUGAGCUCGCUGGCUAGAUUCAGGCCUGUCGCUCUCACUGAGAGGGGAAUCUGAAAAAGUGUUGUUGCUCUUGCUUUUGGCUGGGGUGAGUCGUUCUCUAAGUUCAAGGUCGGAUUCUGUGGAUAAGUUUUCUUCAGGGAGGCAGUGUCUUUUAUUGAGAUUCUUGCGAGCUUUAUCAUGCUCCUUUAAGAGCUUUCACACUGCUUUAUAGUCUUCAUCGAUAAAGUCUUCUGGAUCAAUGAUAGUCUCUUCAACAGGCUUACUCUUUUCAAUUUUAUCUCUGAUUCUUUUUCUUGUCCUCAUUCUUCGUUCCUCGCUAAUUUAAUAUUAUUUAUUCUUUAAGCUACUUUGCCUAUUUAAGCGAUCUGAGCUCCUCUUUCAGAGAUUUCUUUUGGUAGAAAUAGAUAUCUCGAACUAAAAUUAACAGUUAAUUGGAGUAUAAAUUUUCAUUAAGAGUCCCAUGUAAACUCAUUAGGCCAUCAGGAACCUUCUGAGCUUGUUUUUCUUGAAACCCGACAUAGACCAAAUUUUCGGAAAUCAGAACGAAGCGAGCAGUAUUUUAGAGAGAAUUUAAUACCAAUAAACCUGGCAUUAGCAAAUUACUGGUCGUCCUGAUUGCCAAAAAUUUGGUUUAGAGUCCAGUUACAGUCAUCUCAGGCUCUGUAGCCAUCAUCAAUGCUGACUGGUGAGUAUCUUUUCGUCUUCUCCAGCCGAUUCUUCUUGCCUUUAGGUUGUUUCUGGUACAAAUUCACACUCAUUCAAAAGAUUUGAGCCUUGGUAAAGAUUUGAGACUGGUGUGGUUUUGAGAAGUAUUGCCAGAAGAGAGAUAUCUGCAAAUCAAAAUCUCUUAGGCUGAUUUAGUUAUAAUUUAAGCCUCACGAAAGUAAGUGAUCCUUCGGAUUCUUAACUUAAGCCUUGUGAUUAAGCCUCAAGACGAAGGAGUUUACUCUCUUUCCAGUCGAUCUCGGUUUUGAGUACCUCAUGUUCUGAAAAAGUAUGCUGUGAAGAGUGGAACUAUCUCCAUCAGACUUGCUGAAGGAGAUCCAUUGUUGGUUCAAAUUGAUUAACUAAUUUUCUUAGACCCUCA